Macrosteles quadrilineatus (aster leafhopper) is the source of this 1062-nucleotide messenger RNA. It is a transcript of the gene Phyhd1, whose product is annotated as phytanoyl-CoA dioxygenase domain-containing protein 1 homolog. Bases 122 to 973 code for a protein of 283 amino acids. Lineage: Eukaryota; Metazoa; Arthropoda; Insecta; Hemiptera; Cicadellidae. The record is from RefSeq and is a predicted model, not a curated record. The transcript is spliced from 5 exons.
CUGAGUGGCUGUGGCGCAGUGGCUCAGUGGCAGUGGCGGCGUCGGCAGUUAUUAGUGAAGCGCAGUUCAGAGUGUUGAGUGUUGAGUCAUUUGUACAACAGCAACAGCUGAUUCAGCCGAAAUGCCAUCUGACAUCAUAGCUCAGUUUAUGCAAGAUGGGUUUCUUGUACUUGAAGAUCUCUUUACAGAAAAUGAAGUAAAUGAACUGAAAUCAGCUGGAGAUAAGUUGACACAGGAGAUUCCUACGGAUUGUCGCAAAUGUGUUUUCAGUACAACUCAAACCCAACAGAGUAAAGACAAGUAUUUCCUGGAAAGUGCAGAUAAAAUUAGCUACUUUUACGAAGCAGGAGCUUUAAACGAAGGUGGAGAACUGCAGGUCGAUCCUUCCGUAUCUCUUAACAAAGUAGGACAUGCUCUUCACUGGCUUCAUCCGACAUUUCGGAAGGUUACAUUUUGCGAAAGAGUAAAAGAGGUUUGUUACCAACUCGGCAUGGAAGACCCUGUCGUCGUACAGAGCAUGUACAUCUACAAAAACCCAGGAAUUGGUAGUGAAGUUGUGCCACAUCAAGACUCAACGUUUGUCCACACCGAGCCGAACACGACUGUAGGGUUCUGGAUAGCUCUGGAAGACGCUACUCUGGAGAACGGUUGUCUGUGGUUUGUGAGAGGUUCACACUGCAGUGGUGUACAUCGUAGGUUUAUACGCAACCCAGACAAUACCUCUGCAGACCUACUCAUCUACGACAAACCACCGCAGAUAUAUCCUAACUCAGCAUUCCGGUCGGAACCUGUCAAAAAAGGUACCUGUAUUGUUAUUCAUGGACAAGUGGUGCACAAAAGUGAACACAACAAAUCCCAGAAGUCUCGACACGCUUACACUUUCCAUGUGAUAGACGCGAAAAACUCAAAAUACUCCCAAGAGAACUGGCUACAGACAGAGGAAGGAUUCAAAUCUGUGUACCAAAACUAUUGAGAAAGGAUUUCUUCUUACCAUUAUGUUUUUUAACUUCUGAAGUUUUUUUGUUGAUCUCAAUAAAAGCAUAUUUUACUACAACUAGCUGA